This is a messenger RNA of Ipomoea triloba (trilobed morning glory), 1613 nucleotides long. Its product is annotated as UDP-D-apiose/UDP-D-xylose synthase 2. The transcript has 9 exons. NCBI's taxonomy places the organism in Eukaryota, Viridiplantae, Streptophyta, Magnoliopsida, Solanales, Convolvulaceae. The record is from RefSeq and is a predicted model, not a curated record. Gene Ontology annotation, molecular function: carboxy-lyase activity. Bases 154 to 1314 code for a protein of 386 amino acids.
CCUUUCUCUUCCCUCACCACCGUCAAACACGAAAUCUAGAGAGAGUGAGUGAGUCAGAACUCAGAAGGCAAAAGUCUGAUAUACAUACAGGAAUAUCAGCGUUCGUGAAAGUGUGAAGAGAAGAUAAUUAUUGCGGAGCUUGUGUCGACGGAAAUGGCCGGGAGAGUAGAUCUGGACGGGAAUCCGAUAAAGCCGAUAACGAUAUGUAUGAUUGGCGCCGGAGGUUUCAUAGGGUCGCACCUGUGCGAGAAGCUCAUGUCGGAGACGCAGCACAAGGUGCUGGCGGUGGACGUGUACAAUGACAAGAUCAAGCACCUCCUAGAGCCCGCCUCCCUCCCUUGGGCGGAUCGAAUCCAGUUCCACCGCCUCAAUAUUAAGAACGAUUCUCGCCUCGAAGGCCUCAUCAAAAUGGCAGAUCUAACGGUAAAUCUUGCUGCGAUCUGCACUCCAGCCGAUUACAACACUCGUCCUCUGGACACAAUUUAUAGCAACUUCAUUGAUGCUUUGCCUGUGGUUAAGUACUGUUCCGAGAAUGGCAAAAGACUAAUUCACUUUUCCACUUGUGAAGUUUAUGGGAAAACAAUAGGUUGCUUUUUACCCAAGGAUAGUCCAUUGCGGCAGGAUCCUGCCUAUUAUGUCCUUAAGGAAGAUGCCUCCCCUUGCAUUUUUGGCCCAAUUGAGAAGCAAAGAUGGUCCUAUGCAUGUGCAAAGCAAUUGAUUGAGAGAUUGGUUUAUGCUGAGGGUGCUGAGAAUGGCCUAGAAUUUACAAUUGUGAGGCCCUUUAAUUGGAUUGGUCCCAGGAUGGAUUUCAUUCCAGGCAUUGAUGGUCCCAGUGAGGGUGUUCCAAGAGUUUUGGCAUGCUUCAGUAAUAAUCUUUUGAGGCGUGAACCACUGAAGCUAGUUGAUGGAGGGCAAUCCCAGAGAACUUUUGUCUAUAUCAAGGAUGCCAUUGAAGCUGUUGUUUUGAUGAUUGAAAAUCCUGCUAGGGCUAAUGGCCAUAUUUUUAAUGUGGGAAAUCCUAACAAUGAAGUUACAGUGAGGCAGCUUGCUGAAAUGAUGACACAGGUAUAUUCAAAGGUGAGCGGUGAAGUCUCCCUGGCAACACCAACAAUUGAUGUAAGUUCUAAAGAAUUCUACGGCGAGGGGUAUGAUGACAGUGACAAGAGAAUUCCAGACAUGACCAUAAUCAACAGACAGCUUGGCUGGAAUCCAAAGACUUCCUUAUGGGACUUGCUUGAAUCCACACUCACAUACCAACACAGAACAUAUGCCGAAGCUAUCAAGCAGGCAAUGUCAAAACCAACUGCAAGCUGAGGAAAAAUACCAGAGCCAGACUGCUCUUUCAGAUUCUUUUUAAGAAAAUAUCCCACCCAUGUAAAGCUACAUACAUGGGUCCAAUUUCUACACAAAAAUCAUUCGAUUUUUUAAAUUAUUCCCGUGUUGCACUUCCUAUAAUAGUUUAAAUGAGCCACCAGAGCUUGUCUAUGCCACUUUCGGGCCUUCCGCCUGCACCACAAUGAGUAUUACAGAGAUAUUUAAGGAGUUCUAAACUGUUUUCCUAUUGUUUUCGCUAAUUAACUUUUAUGUGAUCACUAAUUAUGUUAUGUGUUUUA